Molecule: messenger RNA, 1245 nt
Organism: Penicillium concentricum
Lineage: Eukaryota; Fungi; Ascomycota; Eurotiomycetes; Eurotiales; Aspergillaceae
Product: FAD-dependent oxidoreductase
Exons: 3
Coding region: 1-1245 (414 amino acids)
Biological process (GO): ubiquinone biosynthetic process
Cellular component (GO): mitochondrion
Molecular function (GO): FAD binding; oxidoreductase activity
Source: RefSeq, a predicted model, not a curated record
AUGAUACGCUCGCCUUUCAAGAUCAUCGUCGUCGGUGCGGGUCCCGCCGGACUACUACUUUCACUAUUGUUGGCUCAGCAUGGCAUCUCUGUCACUAUUCUUGAUGCAGCUAAAGAACUGGACAAUCGACCGCGGGCGACUCACUACGGGCCCCCUGCCGUCUAUGAGUUGCGUCGUGCAGGAGUCAUCUAUGAUGUUCUAGCCGAGGGCUUCCUUCCUGAAAAGAUGUGCUGGCGUAAGCUUGAUGGAACCUACUUGGCUGGAAUCGACAAUUCAGUCCUCGGUGACCAUCCGGAUCGAGUGGUCUGUCUACCCCUGGACCGGCUUGGAAAGAUCCUUUUCCGACAUCUAGAGCGCGAAAAGAGUGCCGAAAUCAAAUGGAAUCACCGCGUCACCGACAUAGGACAGGAUGAUGAUAAAGCAUGGGUCAAAGUUACUACACCCGCCGGUGAAGUUAGCAUGGAGGCUGAUUACAUUGUCGGAUGUGAUGGAGCCAGCUCCCAAAUCCGGCGAUCUUUGCAUGGUGACUGGACGUUCCCUGGAACUACAUGGGACGAGCAGAUCGUCGCAACCAACGUUUACUAUGAUUUUGAUAAGUAUGGAUACGAGGAUGCUAACUUCAUAAUCCAUCCGGAACAUUGGCAUAUGGCUUCUCGUAUCAGCAAGGACGGCAUGUGGCGUGUUUCAUACGGAGAGAAGAGUGGCCUGACGCAUGACGAGCUUGUCGCUCGCCAGCCUACCAAGUUCCGGGAGAUGCUGCCCGGGAAUCCAUCUCCAAAGGAAUACAAGCUCGCAAACUUCAGUCCCUACCGUGUGCAUCAGCGGCUAGCCCAGAAAAUGAGGGAGGGGAGGUUUCUUCUGGCUGCGGAUGCUGCCCAUUUAUGCAACCCUUUCGGUGGACUUGGACUGACUGGGGGGAUUGUUGAUGUCGGCGGAUUGAGUGACUGCUUGGUUGGCAUCUGGAACAAUCAGGCAAACCCGGACAUUUUGGACGUCUACGAUCAAGUGAGAAGACAGAAGUACAGCGAUAUGGUUGACCCUAUGUCCAGUGGAAAUUUGCGACGCAUGUUUGAGAGUGAUCCUGAUACAAUUCUCAACCCAGGCCAGGAUGAGCUUAUGACACUGUGCAAGAAGACUGAGAAUGAUGUUGGGUUUGCUAAGGAGAUGGCGCUGGGUAUAAAUGCGUUAAAGUAUGAUUUCACUCAACACUACAAGGAACCGAAAGACACUGUAGAAAACCUGUGA